GCCGCUAUGAUUGGCCGCCGUACGCAUGCAGCGGCUCAGCCUCCGUGAAUGAGAAAGCGGGUAACCAGGCAACUUCAGAGCUGCGAAGGGAGCGCGCUGGGACGCAGGAAGACGGAGCUUUGCGGAAACGAAGAUGGAGACAGUAAACGAGUUUGAAAACGCCGAGGUCAUGUGAUUCCACGGAACAAAUGGAUUGUCUUGAGCGUGCUCUUCCGUUGGCGCGCGCACGUGAAGGGGACACAGACGUGGAUUCAAACGCGUACGUGGGACACUGCGCAGGCGAAAGGGUUCAGAGCCAGUGACUGCGAGAGGCUGUCCGAUCGCGUGUGAUGUUCUCUCGGAGGGAAUAAUAGCCACUCCUGACCUACUGUGAAGAACAAUCUUUGAUCCAAUCAAUGCUACCACCUCUCUUGGGGGAAUUAUUCCUGCGCAAGCGGCGAACAUUGAGAAAAGAGCACCGGUCGACCAUGUGAUACUUGACCUUCAAGGAGGCGAACUCCGGAGGAUGCCGAAUCAGAUCUGAAGCUUUUCCCAAGAGGAUCAUCAAGCUCUUCAUGACUUGUUUGCUAAUACGCACACAUCAUGGCCAAGUGAAGAGGGCUAUUCAUCAAUGCUGGAUCUUCGUCCGUAGAGGAGUACCAGACAUCGCAGCAUGAAUAUGAAAUUGAUUUUUCCAGCGGUGACGUGCCCGUGAGAAAGACGGAAGUAGGGGAAGAGUUGGCGUCGGAUCAACUGCUGUGGCCGCGAACCCAUGGUGGACUUGCUGUGAGCCGGACGAGGGACUCAGCGGUGGAGAAUGUCAGCAGAGGCCGAGCUCCAGCCGGGUGUCAAAACCAUCCACAGAAAGGAGUCGAGGAGGAUCAAAGGUCAGGACCGCACCGAGGCGGGGCUUAUUAAGCGUUUCCGUGGAGAUGGCGUACGCUACAAGGCCAAGCUGAUCGGGAUUGAUGAGGUGACAGCAGCACGCGGGGACAAGCUGUGCCAGGACUCCAUGAUGAAGCUCAAGGGCAUGGCUUCCUCGGCACGUUCCAAAGGAGAACACAAGCAGAGAGUCUUCUUGACGGUCUCUUUCGGAGGGAUCAAGAUUUACUGUGAACGGUCAGGGGUGCUCCAGCAUCAGCACUCCGUCCAUGAAAUCAGCUACAUUGCCAAGGACACCAGGGACCACCGGGCCUUUGGCUACGUUUGCGGAAAGGAGGGCCACCACAGGUUUGUCGCCAUCAAGACUGCCCAAUCGGCGGAGCCUCUCAUUAUUGACCUGCGUGACCUCUUUACGCUCAUCUACGACAUUAAGCAGCGGGAGGAGAUGGAGAAAAAGGCCCAGAAGGACAAACACUGUGAGCAGGCCGUCUACCAGACCAUCCUGGAGGACGAAGUAGAUGAUCCAGUUUACCAGUACAUAGUGUUUGAGGCUGGACACGAACCCCUGAGUGGCCCCCAGUCAGAGGAGAGCGUUUAUCAGGUCCCAACCAGUCAGCAGAAGGAAGGCAUCUAUGAUGUCCCAAAACGCCAUUUCAUGACUAAUAUCAACCACUUCGAUCUUUUCGGCGACAUGUCCACUCCUCCCUCGGUGAGUGCUAUGCCCCCGUCGCCCGCCAACACGCUGGACCCGAGCAGGAGCAGCCGCCAGCAGCAGCCGCACAAUCCUGCCGACAUGUACGCCCCCUUCAGCCCCACCUCUGUGCCGUCAGGUUACAUGACCAUGGGCGCCGUGCAGGCGUCCCAGUGGGCCCAGCAGCCGUUUGCCGGCCAGACGCAGACUCUGGCCUUCCCCGUGCAGGGGCCCCUGCAGGUGGCCCAAGUUCUGCCCGGAGGUCAGCCCGUCAUCUGGAGCCAGGCCAACAUUUUCCGAGCCAGCCAGCAGCAGUGGGCGGCCAUGGCGGCUUACGUGCCGGCCCAAACCGUGGGCGUCGGGGGCCACGCCGUCCCGGCCGCCGUGCUCCAAAGCCUGGUGCCCAUUACCGCCGUACGCCCCCAAGCCUGCGACCUGUCCGCCCCCUCUUCGGCCAUCGCCAGCCCGCAGCACGCCGCCGACCCCGCCCCGCUUCAGAGGCGACUCAGCCUGGGAAAAGACGGCCCGGGCGUGGACUCGGACACGGGGGAGUGCCCGUCUACGUCGGGGGCGGGGUCCGCCGCCCCGGGCCUCGUGGGCGGAACCGACACGCUGGUGUGCGGUCAUCAGUCGGCGCCCCCUGCUGCUCCGGAAGACGAAGGCGGUGACCUUGAUCUGUCUCGGAUGACCUUGAGCCCGGGUCCCACCGCAUCGCCAUCGACUGAAUCACCGUCCACGCCAGCUCCUCAGCAGAGCUCUCCGUCAGACCGCCCCCCCGCCCAAGCCGCAGAUCCCCCAAACGUCGACUCCAGCCGUGCCGAGGAGGAGCGAUCGGGCUCUGCUGCCGCAAUGCCAACGUCUCCUUUGCCCGAUGGCGCCUGCGAUCCAUCUGAGGAUCGGUCCAUCGUUAUUUGUGCGUUGUGCUCCACCUCUGCGGCUGACUGUGACCAGAGUGUUUACUUAGAGAGUUUAGCGCUCAUCUCGUCGUUCCCUGGCAGUCACAAAAUCCCAAUUAUGCCUUCAGUGCGUGGACUCGCUUUGCACUGCUGUCUCCUCACCUCUGCAGCACUCAGCUUGUGGCUUUCAAGUACAGUCGCUGUGACAUCAGCCAGCAAUGAGGAUGGGAGAGUCCGUGAAGCUCGCUCAGUGGGUGACCAGGCCCCGGUUCAGCCAGUGGACUGCGUUCUGUCCGAGUGGAGUCCAUGGUCACGCUGUGACGUUUGUCAGGGGAAAAGAUAUCGCUACGCCAAAUUGAGCCAGCCAUCACAGUUUGGAGGGGAGCCGUGUGAUUUUCAUGGGAGGGAGGAGGAAGGCUGUGAGGUUCCAGCACGUUACACCUGCAUCAACAUUCCACUGUGUGAAGGUUUCCUGUGCAGCCAAACAGGUCGCUGUAUCCCACGAACGCUGCAGUGCAACGGGGAGGAUGACUGCGGUGACAUGUCAGACGAAGCGCAAUGUAGGAUGAGUCAGAAGCCCUGCAGACAUGAGGCUGAGGAGUACUGGGGCAUUGAGAACCUUGCCAAGGGCAUUAACAUCUUGAAUAGCAACCUGGAGGGAGUUGUUCUGGAUAACAGAUACUAUGCUGGCAGUUGUUUGCCUCACUACAUCCAGGAUGUCCGAUUCAGGAAGCCUUACAACUUGCAGCAGUACACUUUGCAGACAAAAGGCUCGUACGAUUUCAGUCUCGAGGCUUUUGAGUCGUACUCCGACUACAUGGAUCACACCACGAAGGAGCGGAUGACUCAAACCAUUGUCUCCAUCGGAUUUGCCAUUCCAGGUAUUUUUGAAUUUGGCUACAACCACAACAAAGCCAAAUACUCCAAGUCGGUCCAGAAGAUUCGUCGGGCCUCCGGCAAAGCUUACAGCUUCAUCAGGGCCAAAGCCGAGCUGGAGUUGGCCCAGUACAUGCUCAAGUCAAACAACCUGAUGCUGAGCCCGGAGUUCCUGCAGCGCCUUCGCUCCUUGCCUCAGUCCUACGUUUACGGCGAAUACAGGCAGAUCUACAGAGACUACGGGACACACUACAUCACAGAGGCCGCCCUCGGAGGGGAGUAUGAGCACACCAUCAUCCUGGACAAAGAAAAGCUGCAGAAGACUGAUUAUUCUUUGACAGACUACAAAUCGUGUACGCAGUCAGGACUUAAGGUGGGCGCCAACAUAUAUGGCGUUUACGUGUCGGUGGGCUUUCAAGGUGGAUCCUGUGAUGGCCUCCUCAAUGAGAUGGGAGAGGAGACCUCACAUGGUAGCAUGGUGGAGGACACUGUGGCGGUGGUAAGGGGGGGCAGCAGCGAAUCCAUUACUGCCUUGGUGUCCCAGAAACUUCCCUCUCCACAGCUGAUGAAACUAUGGGGCGAGGGAGUGCGCUUCAACCCAGACUUCCUUCACAGAACGACUCGACCUCUGUACGAGCUGAUCACCUCCAGAGACUUCACCCAUGACACCAUCUUGAAGAGAAAUCUGAAACGGGCCCUGUUGGAGUACUUGGAAGAGGCCAGCCCGUGUCGAUGUGCUCCUUGCCGCAAUAAUGGAGUGGCUGUACUCAGAGGCACCAGAUGUGACUGCGUGUGUCCCGUUGGCUACAGCGGCCGCGGCUGUGAGGUCACGCACAGACAAAAAGAUAUAGCCGUCGAUGGCAGCUGGAGUUGCUGGGGUUCGUGGUCCUCCUGCAGCGGAAGAACAAAGACGAGGAGUCGCCAGUGCAACAACCCGGCGCCCGGCGAUGAAGGCCUGCCGUGCAGAGGGUUGCUGCAGGAGUCCACCGAAUGCUUUUAACAUAGCCCAACUUGCACACAUCUUUCCAAUUCCCUGCUGAGAAUGUUGCUUCAUCACUUUUUUGUCCCCGUGUGCCUCGACAGAUAACAUUUUAAAUAAUAUAAUAAUGAUUGUAACAAUGUCAUCAUUUGAUGUGUAAAUGCUCCAUUGGUAGGGUAGUUAUUCACAUUGUUCCGACCUUUCUGGCACCACUUCCGGGAGAUGGUGGGUUUGGUGUCUUGCUCAAGGGCACCUCGACAGGACUCAGGAAACAGACCGGCAUCUCCCCAACAAAUAGUUUCCGUUUAACGACUGCAGCGGGACCGGAACCGCUUCUGCCGCCCCAAACAACGUUCGGCGUCCAGUUGGUUUCUGUGUCCGUCGCUUUGCCAUUUGUCAACAUUUACAUUCCAGUUCUUCAAAUUGUUUGAUUCAGGCAACACAAAUUCAUUCACGAUAAAAUAUAUAUUGUGUGA
Phyllopteryx taeniolatus (common seadragon) is the source of this 4779-nucleotide messenger RNA. RefSeq lists its product as uncharacterized. Gene Ontology annotation, biological process: immune response. Gene Ontology annotation, molecular function: protein binding. Gene Ontology annotation, cellular component: membrane attack complex. Lineage: Eukaryota; Metazoa; Chordata; Actinopteri; Syngnathiformes; Syngnathidae. The record is from RefSeq and is a predicted model, not a curated record. The coding region runs from base 797 to 4324 and encodes 1175 amino acids. The transcript is spliced from 27 exons.